This is a messenger RNA of Spirodela intermedia, 490 nucleotides long. Lineage: Eukaryota; Viridiplantae; Streptophyta; Magnoliopsida; Alismatales; Araceae. The record is from the annotation of a GenBank genome assembly.
AUGACGACAGUGGUCCACUGUUUGCGGGUGUGGAGGCAUUACUUACUUGGUCAACACUUCACCAUCUACACUGAUAAUGUGGCAACAAGUUGUUUCAACUCCGAGAAAAAAUUAUCACCUAAAUAGACAAGAUGGCAAGAUCUUUUGAUAGAGUACAACUUCACACUCAAAUAUAAACUAAGACAGACCAAUGUGGUCGCUGAUGCAUUAAGCCGUCAAGAAGCCACAACAGAAGUGGCAGCAUUAUCGAUAAGUAUUGGGGAUCUUUUAGAGGAGGUUUGGGCAGCAUACAAUACGAACCCUAUUGUCAAACAACUAAUUCAAUAGAUAGAGUCUGGUGAGACAUGUCGAUUCUAGAUGGAGGAAGGUAUCCUUUAUACAGAGGACCGACGGUCCUUCAUCCCACAAGGGGGACAACUAUAGUGUCAGCUACUUUGAGAGACACAUGAUGUGUCCCUUGUUGGAUACCCGGGGCAACAGAGGACACUAG